GACAGAAAGGGGAGGGACCCACCGGCAGUCUGAUUCUUUAAACAAACUUUUCAGUAGGACUGCCUGCUUCCCCUUCGCACUGCUCUGUUGGUGACAGACAAAAAGGAGUUUGACAGGACUUCCAGAUAUUUCUACCUGAAGCCAAGGCCCAGAAACCGCAGCCGCCAUGUCGAGCAAGCGCGCCAAGGGAAAGACCACCAAGAAGCGUCCCCAGAGGGCCACCUCCAACGUCUUCGCCAUGUUCGACCAGUCUCAGAUCCAAGAGUUCAAAGAGGCGUUCAACAUGAUCGACCAGAACCGAGACGGUUUCAUCGACAAGGAGGAUCUGCACGACAUGCUGGCCUCUCUGGGCAAGAACCCCUCUGAUGAAUACCUGGAGGGGAUGAUGAGCGAAGCCCCGGGACCCAUCAACUUCACCAUGUUCCUCACCAUGUUCGGAGAGCGGCUCAACGGAACGGACCCCGAGGACGUCAUUCGCAACGCCUUCGCCUGCUUUGACGAGGAGGGAUCUGGUGUGAUCCACGAGGACCAGCUGAGGGAGCUGCUGACCACCAUGGGCGACCGCUUCUCGGACGAAGAGGUGGACGAGCUCUUCCGCGAGGCGCCCAUCGACAAGAAGGGCAACUUCAACUACGCGGAGUUCACGCGCAUCCUCAAACACGGCGCCAAAGACAAGGAUGACGAGUAAAGGGAAACUGAGACUUCUUCGGGGGGGGCGCCCAUGCAUAUACAUGCUCCACCAAUCAACAGUUGGUUCCCACCUUUACGGACCUUGUUUUAGAGAAACUGACAACUUAUCGGGGUGUUUUUUUUUUUUUUUUUUUUGCCAUUUAGCUGUAAACAUGCUUGGUAACAAAGGGGUUGGGAUCCACAAUAUUUGGCGGCGUCUUUUUGGGGGGUGUAUUUGAAUCUCAUAGCCUUCUGUAGCUUCACGGACUGCUGGGUGGAUGCAUCAAAAUAUCCUGUGUUGGGGGUUGGAUGGACUGGGAUACUUACUGUUUUGUGCGUACCUGCUAAUUAGCUGCCACACCUGCAAAAGCACUACAACAGGUAUCCUUAUCUAAUAUUUACCUGCAUUGCACAUGGUUUAAAAAAAAUCUCAUUCGGGUUGUUGAGUUGGGGGAUAAGGAAGAUAACACGGUUGGUGGAGCUUUUAUACUUAGUCGGUGUACUUGAAGGAUCAGUUUAGUUUGUGGUGUUGAAGGAAUUUGGGCUUCUUGUUCAGUCAAAUAAAAAUGAUUUUGUUGA
Messenger RNA from Pungitius pungitius (ninespine stickleback), 1248 nucleotides. RefSeq names its product myosin, light chain 9b, regulatory (gene myl9b). Bases 167 to 688 code for a protein of 173 amino acids. The transcript is spliced from 4 exons. Gene Ontology annotation, cellular component: myofibril; stress fiber; cytoplasm. The record is from RefSeq and is a predicted model, not a curated record. Gene Ontology annotation, molecular function: calcium ion binding. NCBI's taxonomy places the organism in Eukaryota, Metazoa, Chordata, Actinopteri, Perciformes, Gasterosteidae. Gene Ontology annotation, biological process: myofibril assembly; platelet aggregation.